UCAAGUGUCCUAAAACCAAAAAUGAUCAAAAGAAAACUGCCGUUCAGCAAGUGGAGACUGGCAUGCAGAUUCCCUGGCCUGCAAGCUUAGAGCAGGAAGAUUCCAAAUACUGCUGGAAGGAUGAAAAAGAAGAAAGGAUGUCACAAAAAAAUGACCCGGGACAGCUGGAUUCAGGUUCAGCAGAGAGACUCCACCCCUCCACGAGAAGGCCUGGCCUACAGUUUCAUUUCAUUUGGGAGAUUCUUGUGCUUUUGAAUCUGCAGAACCACAAGUUAAGGAUUUUGUAAAUGAGGCCUGUGGGGAUGGGCAGGGGGAGGGCGAGUCCUGCUCCUGAGGUAGAACUUGAGGAGACCCAGUGGAAAAGAAGGGAGUCCCCAGAAUCAGAAAAAAGGAGGAGAGAUGCUUUGUUUUUUGUUUUUUUUUUUUUUUUGUAAGAAAAAAGGCUGAGGGAUGAGAGACCAGGGUCAGGUGUGUGGGCAGAGAAUAGGGUCAGGGGAUGCUCCCUGCAGGGAGAAGUAGCCAUUCUGGGGCCAGGGAAGAGAACCAACUAUUUCUUCCUUAUCUUGUCUACCAGUUCCAGUCUCUGCCGUUCUCCAUCUCAGCAGGGAACACAGGGCAUGCUGUGGACUGAAUGUUUGUGUCUCUCUCAAAUUCUUAUGUUGAAAUCUUAACCUCCAAGGUGAUAGCAUUAGGAAGUGGGACCUCUUGGGAGUUAACAGGUCAUAAGAACAGAGCCCUCAUAAAUGGAAUUAGUGCCCUCAUAAACAGGCCAGAGAGCUGCCUUGCCCCUUCCAUAAUGCGGGGAUGCAGAGAGAAGGGCAUCUGUGAUUCAGGAAAUAAAUCCCCUCUGGACACCAAAUCUGUCUGUGCCUGUAUUGUGUACUUUCCAGCCUCUAGAACUGAGAAAAAUGAAUUUCUUUUGUUUAUAAGGUACUCAGUUCAUGGUGUUUGGCUAUAUCAGCCUGAAUCAGGUAAGACCAGGGGCCGCACAGUAGGCAGGUCCCUAUGGACCACAUCAAAACAUUUUCAUUUAUUCUAAAAUCAGAAGAAAGAUAAUUUUUUUUCAAGCCAAAGAAAAUGUUUCACCAUAUAAUAAUAAUAUAUUCUUUUUAUAUCAACACAGAGGUAAACAUAUCUUAAUAUAUGAUAGAUGAAGGGGCCCAGGAAACCAAAAGUACCUAGGAUUUGAGAAAGUCAUAUUGUGAAUUGGAUAUUUUAGAUGUCUCGUUUGUGGAUUUUACCUGCAAGAAAAUGUCAGAACAGCAAUGCAAACACAAGAGAAUAAGUCAGCCUUCAUAAAGCGAGUCCUUUGCCCUUGGUGGCCCUGGCAGGAAGCUUCCCUCCUCUGGGUAAGGAGUCUUACCUGGAGGGCCCAGAGUAGAGUUCCUUCAGCUAUUGCAGUUCAGCCUGUGUCCCUCUUCUAAUUUUCAUGCUGGAGGAUCUCAGAGCUCAGGGGAAGGAUGUUUUCCUGAAGAACAAAGUUACCGCCUUUUGUGUUAGGAGAAAUGAGGAAGAAUUGAAUUGUGCAUCUUAUGAAAACACAAUUUUCUUAUGAAAUUUGGAACUAUUUCCAAAUUAUAUAUUUGACAAGGGUCUAGUACCUAGAGUAUAUAAGGAAUUCAUGUAACUCAGCAAUAAAUGACAAACAACCAAAUUUAACAAUGGGGAAAAAGCUGUGAGUAGAGGUUUCUCUAAAGCAAACACAAAAAUGACCAAGAAGCACAUGCAAAGAUGUUCAAUGGUUUUCAUCAUUAGGAAUCCACAUGGAUGAGCUGAAGUGAAAUAAUGGUUUAAGGAGGUCAGUUCACCAGAGAGGUCUCAGUGGGACAUGGCAGCACUAGGGCAGCUUCUAAGUGAAAAGACUCAGCCCCACACCACACAACUACUUCAUCAGCCCCAUGGGCCCUGGAGACCAUCGUGAGUUGGGGAGAAAAAGAGAUACAGCCAUGAGCAUGAAGUGCAGGAUCCCAAGAGUGUGUGAGAAGAAAAAGAAAUGCUGAAUCAAAUGAUUGAAAACAAAGGUGUUUUAAAUUAUGCUGGGAAUGGGAAUGAUUACCUCCCUGUUGAAAUAGAGUCCAUUGAGAUACCUCUCAUCUUUCAGGAAGCCUCAUAAGACCCCACAUCACCAUAGAGCUGUUGACCACAAACAAGGUUCAGUAUGCCAGAGCUCCAAGCCAUUUAGCUUACCUCUGAAAAUCACAUUAUGAUGAUUUAUGAGGAGUGCUAAUAAAAUUAAGCUUAUCACAUACCAUAUAUUGAGCAAUUAUGUACAAAGCUUACUAAAACCCACUGGAGUCCUAGCCUGUAAUUGCUCAGUGGGUAAAAGUAAAUUUUCAGAGUGAUGAAAUAUUUUUGAGUUACUGGUAAAAAAAGAAAUGAGACACUGAACUGAUUUCUCAAUGAGAUAAAUAGAGGCAGUAUAAAUAACUGUAUAAAACUUUUAUUAAUGAAUAUAAAAAUCACCCACUUUUGAGAUAAAUACACAAGAAAAUUCAUUAAGAAUAAAGAGGGCUGCUCAACUCUAUUGUUCUGCAGAGAAACCAGAGUCCCUUUAUGCACUUCAAUAAGCUCUACUUAUCUUGGCCUCAAAAUUCAUGUAAUAAAACAGAGACCUUCAAUUUAUAAGUUAUACUGGAAUUCAAAACAAAGACCACCAGAUAGCAGUGAAAACUGGUGUUGUGCUUCUGGAGUUGCAAAUGGGCACAUGCAAAAGUAUAUAUGGAUUGGGCAGGUGUUUCAGCAACAUACUGAGUUUAAUAAGGACCUAAAUGUCACUGAAUAUUUAACCCAAAAGCUAACCAUGACCUUACACACUGAUUAUUCUGGUUUGACUUUGGCCAACAGUCACUAUUUUUUUUAAACUUUUAUUUUAGAUUCUGAAGUAUGCAUGCAGGUUUGUUAUAUAAACUCAUAUUGUAUGGAUUAUUUCAUCAUGCAGGUACUAAACCUAGUAGCCAAUAGUUAUUUUUACUGCUCCUCUCCCUCUUCCCAUCCUCCACCUCCAGAAAGAAGACACACAUACUGUAAAAAUAAUUGAAGAGGACCUAGUUCAUAUUGAGCAAUCUUCCCCAAACCCUGAAACAGGUCUACUUUCUAACACCAGAGAUGUCUUGAAUGAGUCCCACCCCUGCAGUCCGCUCUCUCUGGAACAGACUGAGGAAGUUUGCUCCAGCCUUAGAACAGCAUGGGCUGGCAAGCGUGCUCAGAGAGGCUCUCAACUUCAACUCUAAAGGCCCUGAGGAAUAUGUGCAACUGGGUCGGGUUAAGGCCAAGCUGAACCACAUGACCAGGGCUCUCACCGGCGCCAAAGUCAGUGGAAGGAUAUCAGUCCCCAGAGCUCUGUUACAGGCCAUGGGAUGCUCCAUGGAAGGGUGGUGAGCAUAUGAAUAACAAUCAGUAGAAACAUGAGUAAUGGACAGGAGGCAUAAAUAAACAAUGUCCGCCCUCCACUAAAACCCAGGAAAGUUCUCAUUCAAAAAACGAUGUCUUGAAGAAAACAGAGAGCCUUGGGAGGAGCCUGAAUCACUGAUGGAAUUGGACAGUUCAUGGAGAUGGCUCAGCAGGACAAGGGUAAGUGCAGGGACAAGUCCAGGUCAUACUGAGAGACAAUGAGUGGUGCUGAUGGGGACAGACAAAGACAAAAUCAAAAUGCUGAAAACUCAUCCCUGUGUGACCUCAAACGGUUGCCUGGCAUGCUGGCCACAAUCUACCUCACUCUUGUCAGAGUCUGAGCUACUGGCAGUGCUUUCAGCUCGAGUUCAGGCAUCUCGAACCUUGUUUUUGUGGUGAAGGAUCCUAAAGUGCUGUGGGGAGUGAUCACAUUUUUCACAACAUCCCUGGCUCCACUUCUUCUGCCACAAACGUCAGCAUGGUGGUAUCUGCCGACCCCUGGUCCAGUGAGAAAGCAGAGAUGAACAUUCUAGAAAUCAAUGAGAAAUUGCGCCCCCAGCUGGCAGAGAACAAACAACAGUUCAGAAACAUGAAACAGAAAUUUCUUGUAACUCAAGUGGCCGGCUUCCUGGCCAACCAGCAGAACAAAUACAAGUAUGAGGAGUGCAAAGACCUCAUAAAAUCUAUGCUGAGGGAAGAGCUGCAGUUCAAGGAGGAGAAGCUUGCAGAGCAGCUCAAGCAAGCUGAGGAGCUCAGGCAAUAUAAAGUCCUGGUUCACUCUCAGGAACGAGAGCUGACCCAGUUAAAGGAGAAGUUACGGGAAGGGAGAGAUGCCUCCCGCUCAUUGAAUGAGCAUCUCCAGGCCCUCCUCACUCCGGAUGAGCCGGACAAGUCCCAGGGUCAGGACCUCCGAGAACAGCUGGCUGAGGGGUGUAGACUAGCACGGCACCUUGUCCACAAGCUCAGCCCAGAAAAUGAUGAAAAUGAGGAUGAAAAUGAUAAAGCGGAGGAGCUUGAUAAAGUACAGGAAUCACUUGUCCGUAGGGAGGCGCAGAAGGCUGAAGAAAGUGAAGUCCCUGAGGACUCACUGGAGGAAUGUGCCAUCACUUGUUCAAAUAGCCACAGCCCUUGUGACUCCAACCAGCCUCACAAAAACACCAAAAUCACAUUUGAGGAAGACAAAGUCAACUCAACUCUGGUUGUAGACAGUGAAUCCUCUCACGAUGAAUGGCAGGAUGCUUUAAACAUUCUCCCAGAGAAUCAAAAUGAUCAGGAGGAAGAGGAAGGGAAAGCACCAGUGCUCCCCAGGAAGCUGCAGGAGUCUGAAGAGAAGGAAGUCCUGCAGGACUCCCCGGAGGACAGUGUUUUGACUUCUUAUAGUCACCAUGAUAUGUCCCAAUCUUACCAACCUUGUGAAGGCACUUUCUUGGCACUGGAUGAACAGAAAGUUUGCUCUGCUCAGGUUGUAGCCAGCGAACACUCCAAUUACAAAGGGGAAGAAACUCCACUUGGCUUCCCAGAAAAGCAAUAUGGUCUUGAAGAGGUGAAAAGACAAGAAACAGUUGCUUCCAGGGUCAGCAGGGAAUCGCUGAGGGUGGACAAGCAUGAAGUCCCCCAGGAGUUACUGGAUGGAUGUUAUUUGAUUGCUUCUGUUCUUCCUGACCUGACUCAUUCCUGCCAGCCUUAUAGGAGAACCUUGUACUCUUUUGAAGAAAAGCAAGUCAGCUUGGCUCUUGUAGACAAAAAUCUAAAUGACCAAAAGAAGAUGGAAGACCAAGAACUACUGUGCCCCAGGCUCAAUAGGGAACUGCCAGAGGUGGAGGAGCAUGAAGUCCCUCAGGAGGCAUGGGAUGAAGCUGACUCCACUCUUCCAAUCCUUCCUAAUCUGACUGGCUCCUACCAGUCUGAUAUGAGGAGUGCCCUGCAUUCAUUAGAGGCACAGCAAGCCUGCGUGGCUUUUGACGUAGACAAAAUUAGAAAGGAUCAAGAGGAGCUAGCAGACCAAGACCCACCAUGCCCCAGGCUGAGACGGGAGCUGCUAGAGGUGGAGCAGGAGGUCCCAGAGAACUCCUUGGAGGAAGUUUACUUGACUCCUUCAGUUCCCCAUGACCUAUAUGACUGCCACCAGGCUGAUAGUGGCACCUUGUACUCAUUGGAGGAUCAGCUUGCCUGCUGUGCUCUGGAUAUAGCCUCUCCCACCCAGGAAGCUUAUCCCCACGGGCCUUGGAGUGGAGACAUCAGCCACCACCUGUCAGAGGUGCAGGCUUCACAGGCACAGCUGCAGCCAAGCACCCUGGUGCCCAAUUCUUUGCGACUACAGCUGGAUCAAGAGUUUGACUGUGGCUAUAGCUUAACCAGAAAGGGCGUUUCCUCCACCAUCUGCAGCUUCACAGCCAAUGCUGAUCCUGGGAACCAAUGGCCUUUCCAAGAGCUGGGUUUAGAGCCUUCCCUUGCAAUGAAGAACCCUCCCCAGCUGGAAGGUGAUGCUCUUGAAGGUUCAGCUGACAACACACAUGGGCAUCAAGUCAUUGGCCACAUUCACGCGUCAAGUGUCCUAAAACCAAAAAUGAUCAAAAGAAAACUGCCGUUCAGCAAGUGGAGACUGGCAUGCAGAUUCCCUGGCCUGCAAGCUUAGAGCAGGAAGAUUCCAAAUACUGCUGGAAGGAUGAAAAAGAAGAAAGGAUGUCACAAAAAGUAGGUUUUCCACUUGAUGAAAAAAACUAAAACAGCAAAGCAAGUUUAAGUCCAAACAACACUGCAGGGGUCCUUCACUGAGGAUUGAAUUUUAGACACAGAAUGCUCUUGAUGAUUGCAAACCACUAGGCUCCUUUGAUUUGAGAAACCACAAUCGUUCCCAUUUCCACUUGAGAUGAAUACCCAAGGAGACCAAUUCCCAGAUGGACAAACAGCAUUGAGGGGCCUUAGCCCUGCUCCUCUCAAUUCCAUCCUGUAGAGAACAGGAGUCAGGAGCCGCUGGCAGGAGACAGCAUGUCACCCGGGACUCUGCCAGUGCAGAAUAUGAACAAUGCCAUAUUCUUGCUGAAAACACUUAGCCUGAGUUUCAUAGGAAGUAAUCACCAGACAACUGCAGAAUGUAGAACACUGAGCAGGACAACUGACCCCUCUCCUUCACACAGUCCAUGUCACCACAAAUCACACAACAAAAAGAGAAGAGACAUUUUGGGUUUAAAAGGAUUGAAAAGAUAAUGUAGCUCACUUCUUUAGUCAUUUUGAACCCAAAGUAUCUCCUCAUCUUUUUGUUGUUGUCAUUGAUGGUGGUGACAUGGAUUUGUUUGUAGAGGACGUCAGCUGUCUGGCUCAAUUUUCUUCAUUCUGAAGUUGUCAGAAAAUUUCCUUAUGAUUAAAUUCAGCCUGAAUGUUUUGCCAGGAACACUGCAAAGUCAAUGCUGUGAGUUUCCAACCUCAGUCCAUCUGCGGGCAGAGAAGUUCCAGUUUGUCCAUCACCAUUAUUGUGAUAUCAGGACUGGUUACCUGGUUAAGGAGGGGUCUAGGAGAUCUGUCCCUUGUAAAGACACCUGAUUUAUAAUUAAUUUGGAAAGUGGUUUGAAAAAGUACAAAUACCCUGUAUUCUAACAAUCUUCCUCUGAGCAUUUCAUCAUCAAUCACCCCUGGCUGUGUCAGUUAUUAUAUUUAUGUUUGUACAUUGGAAAUUUCUAUCUCAGUCCUUACUAUGAACUUGUUUCUGCUGGCAUUCUGUUGUGAAAAAGAAUAUUCCCUGCCCACAUUUUAACUUUCAUCCAAGAUUAAUUUUAGUCUAUUAAAAUUAAAAUGUUUAUGUUUUAAAUCUGUUUAAAA
Gorilla gorilla gorilla (western lowland gorilla) is the source of this 7206-nucleotide messenger RNA. RefSeq names its product putative neuroblastoma breakpoint family member 7. Lineage: Eukaryota; Metazoa; Chordata; Mammalia; Primates; Hominidae. Bases 3869 to 6025 code for a protein of 718 amino acids. The transcript is spliced from 23 exons. The record is from RefSeq and is a predicted model, not a curated record.